AGUCGGUACUGCAAGCACUAGCAAUAUGAUGAGAGCUGCGCACAACGACAAACCGUGCAACGGCCACGAGGCUGCUAGUUCGCGGACAAUUCUUCAAUCGACGCGAGAACCUCGAGAAACGUCGAAUUUGAGAAACAUUAUUCGCAAUUUCGAGAAGGGUUGUCUCUCGCCUUCCAAAAAGAACAGAGAAAUCGACGAAUGCAAGCAGAAGAAUUUUGUCAAGAAGAUCGUCGAAGCUUUCGAAGUGAAAUACAAGAUUUAUAACGAUCCGAAGACCGCGCAGGUGAGUCUAAAAAGUCCGAAAGAAAAUAAGUCGAACUCUCCUAUGCUGGAAUUGUGGACAAAAAGAUCCAAAAGAUUCUGCAAUCCUUUCAAACACGAUUUCUCUCGUUCGAUCCGAGAUAGUACGAACACCGACGAAUUUGACGGAAGUGCCUUGUCACCAGAGAACAGAAUUUUUAAUACGUGCGAAAAUAACAGAUUUAUUCGGAGAAGACUAAGUGAGUUAGAAAAUUCAAAGAGUUCGGUCAAAUCAAAGAUGAUCUUGACUGCUUUCGGUCGCGAAACUUCUGGUUUGGAACUCUGCUCGACUUUCUUGCCUCCUAGUACCGAUUCCUCGAGACCCCCUAAUUGCUUAACAAGAGCAGAGCUGAUGCGAAAGAUUCAUCUUUCCAACAUGGCAAAGAGGGCCGACAAGACGAGAACGAGGAAUGGCGUCGAUCUGUACGUGAAUUCAUCGGGAGAAACUAGUUUUACAUCCGACUACUCUCUUCCAACAACAACGAGUACCUUGAUCGAGUCCCCGAAGAGCGAUAAUUCCACGUUGCCAGAUACUUCACGCGUCGAUACAUCUCCAAAGGUAAUCGGGGCAUUUCUGAAGAAACCGAUCGACGUCGAGAACACUGCCAUCGAUUGGAUACCUGUCACCGGAAAGAGGCUGCCGCGGAAAAAAUCGCUCAAGAAGCUGCUCUGUUCGUUCACCAGAGGGAAGCUCAUCAAAAGAUUCUCGUCGGAAAGAAACCUGUGCGAGGAAUCGCGAGAAUUUCAAGAUUCUGAAUACGACGAGAGAUCUUGUUCCUCUGUGUCUAUAACUUCUCUGGUUUCCGUCGCGGACGUGCUACGUCACCAAAAAACCAACCAUUUUGAAUCUAACAAAGGAAUCGAGCUGAAAACUUUCAAAUCGAAGAACAGAUCGAGCGAAGAAAAGAGCGAAGCUUCUUGCGAUACGUAUCAUUCCGCGGAGAAGCGGAAGGGGAGAAAGCUAGUUUUAGUGGAGGUGCCACGCGAGGACGUGAAGCUAGAUCUCGGCCCGUCCUAUCCUCCUCCUCCUCCUCCUCCUUCUCAGACCAUUCGAUUCCUUUCGCCUUUAACUGACAAACUUGUAUCCAAGCUACCGGAACAUCCAUGCGUAUCAAAGACCCCGGAGAAUUCGUUCGUUACCUCGACUAAGAUAGACAACUCGGCGAAAUUUAACAGCUCUUAUCACGUGUAUUACAACAGUAAUGCCUCGUUAUCGACGAUCAUUAAGAACGACCUGUACGAGGUGGAGUUUCGAAGAAGCUGCAGCGACCUUCCCUCGUCGUCCAUGACCAACCACUACGACGUCCCCAGGAGAUUCUUAUCCAUGUCCGAGGACGAAAUACCAUGGAUGUGGAAGUCGCAGUUGGAGCUAAACAGGAAAGAGGAGCCAAUUUACGACAUUCCCAAGUCACAAAGUAUCGAGAGACCUAGGUCCAGCAUUUACGAUGACGCUCCGUCGUUGAAGGAAAACAGCAUUUACGAAGAAGCUAAACCCAUUCUCAACACCCGCUCUCUGGCUCAACGCGACUUGGAAUCUCACCAUGCCAUCGCGAAAUCCAUCGAUACUAGAAUCUACGUGAACACCCAGGUACAACAGUCAUCGUUGAACGACCCGACUUCCAACCUUUAAUUUAAUUCGAUGAUAAUUGUACGCAAGGGGUUCCUCGGUUGAGAUUCGUUUAUUUUAAUAUGAAAUUGGUGUAUUAUAUUAUUAUAUUAUUAUAUAAUUGGCAUAGGUAUCGUGAAAUUAAUUUAUUAAUUUAUUAGUU
Messenger RNA from Bombus pascuorum, 2069 nucleotides. RefSeq lists its product as uncharacterized. Lineage: Eukaryota; Metazoa; Arthropoda; Insecta; Hymenoptera; Apidae. The record is from RefSeq and is a predicted model, not a curated record. The transcript has 3 exons. The coding region runs from base 26 to 1930 and encodes 634 amino acids.